UAUGAUUUAUUUUAGAUCACAAAUUUUAAAACUCUUUCAUUUUUUUCUAAAAUUUUGUACACUUAAACAAGUUACAUAACUUGAGUUGGAGGAAUAUAGCUCUAAUAAAUCCCUAUCUUUUCUCACUUCUCAGUGACCCUGUGAUUAUCUUUGUAAAAACAAAAGGUGUUUGUUUUCCUUAGUUCUCCUUUGGGAUUUAGAUGUUUCCCUCUGAUCAAAAGUUACCAAAUUUACAAAAAAAAAAUACUUCGAAGAUGACCUUUGAAGGAAAUGCAGAUGGAAAAUGGAGUGAGAAGAAAAUGGAAGAAGAUGAUAGUUUGAGAACUGUGGAAUGUCUAAGAGGAAGAUUGCUUGCUGAAAGAGUGGCUUCAAGAAAUGCAAAAGAAGAGGCAGAUAUUAUAGCAAACAAGCUGAUUGAACUGGAGAAUAAGUUGAGAGAGGAGACUAAAUCAAGAAACAAAGCUGAGAAGAAGCUUAUAUUUCUAUUAAAGAAGCUUGAAUCCAAGAAUAUAUCUUAUAAUAUUUCAGAUGAAAUAUCAGUAACAUCUACAGAUAAAAUACAAAAUUCACAAGACACUGAGUGUCAAGAAUCUGUUGGGAGUACAAAAUCUUGCUAUGAAAAUGUUGAAAACAACAAUCGUUUAGAGCUCAUUGAGAAGAGAUCAAAAUAUGAAGAAAACUCAAUCAAUUUAGAGAAGGAUGCUUCACAAAUGAGUACUUCUAGCCAAGAUAAUAAUGAGAAUUCUUCAGCAAAAGACCGUUCAGUAAAAUCAAGUGAAUUUGAAUUCUCAAAGUCAGAUUCCACUAGUUUGAAAUCUUCAGUUGAGGAGGAAGAGAAAAAUGGAGGAAAUCAAGAGGACAAUUCAUUGGCAUUAGUUCCUAUGGAUAUUCCAAAGACAAAGCAAACUAUUGAUCCAAUUGUUCUUGAUGCUACAGUGAGAGAAGUUCUUGAUGCACUGAGGCAUGCUAAAGAGAAAAUUCAGACUCAAAUGCAGAGAAGCCAAAUGAUUAAAUCUAGUUAAGCUCUCUGCAGAGUCAUAAUCAGAAUUUAAAGUUUAUGAUGGGUUGGGGAUUCUAGUUCUUUUAGAGUAUUUGGGUUCUAAAUUAAUAAUUUGUAGCUAUUCAAUGAAUUUUCUAAUACAAAUACGGGGUCUGGUCAAAGCUAUUAGGUUCGGCCGAAUCCGUAACGGAAGCAUUAGUUCCUUCACUAGCUCCUUGUUACUCAAACUUUUCAAAAAUACUACCGAGUGUGUAUUGUAUUCUCCAAAACCUAUGUAUUCUUGAAGAAUUCGACAAAGAUACAACACUUUGGAUGAUCCGAGCAACA
This is a messenger RNA of Lycium barbarum (goji berry), 1327 nucleotides long. RefSeq lists its product as uncharacterized. Lineage: Eukaryota; Viridiplantae; Streptophyta; Magnoliopsida; Solanales; Solanaceae. The transcript is spliced from 4 exons. The record is from RefSeq and is a predicted model, not a curated record. The coding region runs from base 201 to 1022 and encodes 273 amino acids.